UUGUUUUUCAGCUCAAAAAGUUGAAAAAGACGAGAUUUUUGAUAAAGGGAAUGUGUCAAAGGUAACUGCUUUAGUGUUUCAGCUAGCCUUUUGUGUUAAAAACUCAAUCUUUGAACACCCUAUUCAAGAUUCAUGUAUUUUUUGUUCUUUGAGUUCUGAUGUUUUCAGCUUAGGAAGUAGAAAAAGAUAAAGAUUUUUGAUAAAGGGUGUGUGUCAAGUUAAAGUAAGUAUUUGGACGUCUAAUUCAAUUCAAGAUUCUUGUUUCUUCUUUCACUUCUGGUAACUUUUAGUUUAAAAAGUAUAAAAAGACAAGAUUUUUGAUAAAGGGUGUGUGUGAAGUCAAUUGCUAUUACAUUAAUGGAAGAAAAACAAAAGAAAGUGAGUUUGGUUUUGGCAGUUAAUGGAGAAAGGUUUGAGUUGCCAUGUGUUGAUCCUUCUACAACUCUGCUUCAGUUCUUGCGCUCUGAGACUUGUUUCAAGAGUCCCAAGCUUGGUUGUGGUGAAGGUGGUUGUGGAGCUUGUGUCGUUCUGGUGUCGAAGUAUGAUCCCAGUCAUAAAAAGGUUGAAGAUUUUAGCGUGAGUUCGUGCCUUACACUUCUUUGCAGUUUGAAUGGUUGUUCAAUUACUACAAGUGAAGGCCUUGGGAACACCAGAGAUGGUUUUCACUCUAUUCAUGAAAGAUUUGCCGGUUUCCAUGCUUCUCAAUGCGGCUUUUGCACUCCUGGCAUGUGUAUGUCAUUUUUUUCAGCUCUUGUCAAUGCCGAUAAAGGAAACAAACCCAAUCCUCCAUCAGGAUUCUCUAAGCUUACUUCAUCUGAAGCUGAAAAGGCCAUCACAGGGAACCUUUGUCGAUGCACUGGAUACCGGCCCAUUGCUGAUGCCUGCAAGAGUUUUGCUGCUGAUGUUGAUAUAGAGGAUUUGGGGUUCAAUUCUUUUUGGAAAAAGGGAGAUUCCAAGGAAGUGAAAGUAAGUAAGUUACCUCCCUAUGAUCCAACUAAGAAUUUUAGUACAUAUCCUGAGUUCUUGAAAAGUGAAUCCACUACGAAUUCGGACUCCUCAAGGAGAUACCCUUGGUACAGUCCUGUUUCCAUUGAGGAGCUACGGAGCUUGUUGUACUCCAAUGUGAUGGAAAAUGGUGCAAGCUUUAAACUUGUCGUUGGUAAUACCGGCACAGGUUAUUAUAAGGAAACUCAGCCAUAUGAUCAUUAUGUUGAUCUCAGGUACAUUCCUGAAUCCUCAAUCAUCGAAAGAGAUCAGAAUGGCAUUGAAGUUGGAGCAACCGUGACUAUCUCUAAACUGAUUUCAUUCUUGAAAGAGGAAAACAUAGUCAAUAUUGGUUCAUACGGGACGUUGGUGUCCCAAAAACUGGCUAGACACAUGGAGAAGAUUGCUUCACCAUUUGUUAGAAACUCUGCUAGUGUGGGAGGAAAUUUGGUUAUGGCACAGAAGAAUGGUUUUCCUUCAGAUAUUGCUACAUUAUUUCUUGGACUUAGUGCUACUGUUAGAUUGAUGACCAGUCAUGGAUUUGAAAAGCUCUCAUUGGAGGAGUUAUUAUCGAGACCACCGCUAGACUCAAAGACUGUGCUUCUAAGUGUUUGCAUCCCAUUUAAGAAUGCUCAAAGUUCUCUCCAAACUAACUCUAAAUUGUUGUUUGAAACCUUUCGAGCUUCUCCACGACCUCAUGGGAAUGCCAUUGCAUAUGUAAAUGCGGCUUUCCACGCUGAUGUUUCUCACUGCAAGAACGGUGUCCUGAUAAACAAUAUCCAGUUGGCGUUUGGUGCUUAUGGAACAAAACAUGCAACAAGGGCUAAAAAAGUAGAGGAAUAUCUAGAGGGGAAGAUAUUAAAUGUACAUGUUUUAUAUGAAGCACUUAAAUUGGUCAAACUAGCAGUAAUACCGGAAGAUGACACUCUACACCCCGAGUACAGAUCAAGCUUGGCCGUCAGUUAUGUUUUCAAGUUUCUUCAUCCCUUAACUGAUGUUCAUUCUGCUAUUUCUGGUGGUUUACUCAAUGGAAUUAGUGACAUCUCAGUUGAGGAACUUUCUAAAAGUUGUAAUGAUGGUCGCAUUAGUCAGGGGAGAGAACAAACACUAUUGUCUUCUGCUAAGCAAGUCGUGGAAUAUUCAAGCACCGAGUACUAUCCAGUCGGUGAACCGAUGAAGAAGGUUGGAGCUGCGAUGCAAGCUGCUGGUGAAGCUGUUUAUGUAGAUGACAUUCCUUCACCACCAAACUGCCUGCAUGGAUCAUUUAUCUAUAGUACAAAACCAUUAGCAGGUGUAACUGGAAUCCAACUCGAGUCAAAUCGAUUAACAGAUGGAGUCACCGCUGUUAUUACUUUUAAAGAUAUCCCAAGCGGAGGGGAAAAUAUAGGAGUUCUUACAAAGUUUGGUACCGAGCCCUUAUUUUCAGAUGAUCUCGCCCGAUAUGCUGGCGACAGAGUUGCUGUUGUGGUUGCUGACAGUCAGAUGUCUGCUGAUGUGGCUGCAAGAACAGCCCUCGUUGAGUACGACACUGAAAAUAUAGAUCCUCCCAUCUUAACCGUUGAGGAGGCUGUUGAGAAAUCUAGCUUUUUCCAGAUCCCACCAUUUCUAAAUCCAAAACAGGUUGGUGAUUUCUCCAAAGGAAUGGCUGAGGCAGAUCACAAGAUUCUCUCUGCUGAGAUAAGGCUCGGUUCCGAAUACUAUUUUUAUAUGGAGACACAGACUGCCCUUGCGAUUCCAGAUGAAGACAACUGCAUGGUUGUUUAUACUUCAAGUCAGUACCCUGAGUAUUCGCAUCGUGUUAUUGCCAGUUGUCUUGGUGUUCCCGAACACAAUAUCCGCGUAAUUACAAGAAGGGUUGGAGGUGGCUAUGGGGGCAAGGCAAUCAGAGCAAUGCCUGUUUCCGCAGCCUGUGCACUAGCAGCAUACAAGUUAAGACGACCUGUCAGGAUAUACGUCAACCGGAAUAGUGACAUGAUAAUGACAGGAGGACGACACCCGAUGAAAGUAACGUACAGUGUAGGAUUCAAAUCGAGCGGAAAGAUCACAGCAUUACAUCUUGAUAUAUUGAUAAAUGCCGGGAUCUCGGAAGAUGUAAGCCCCAUUGUACCAUCAAAUGUGAUAAAAGCACUAAAAAAAUAUGAUUGGGGUGCCUUAUCUUUCAAUGUAAAACUGUGCAAGACGAAUCUUUCCAGCAAAUCAGCUAUGCGGGCCCCUGGUGAAGUGCAAGGAUCUUAUAUAGCCGAAGCUAUAAUGGAGCGUGUUGCAGGUUUACUUUCGAUGGAGGUGGACUCAGUCAGAAACAAAAAUUUCCAUACAUUUGAAAGCCUUAAUUUAUUCUAUGGUAACAUUGUAGCAGAAGGAGAAUAUACAUUGCCUAGUAUCAUGGAUAAGUUGGCAGUGUCCUCAAGCUUUUUCCAACGAAGCAAGAUGAUAGAACAGUUCAACCAGAAUAACACAUGGAAGAAAAGGGGUAUUUCUCGAGUGCCAAUCGUGUAUGAAGUCAUGCAAAGACCAACCUCAGGAAAAGUCAGUAUUCUGCAAGAUGGAUCAAUCGUAGUAGAGGUUGGAGGGAUUGAACUAGGCCAAGGGCUAUGGACAAAGGUUAGACAAAUGACUGCUUAUGCUCUUGGUUUUAUUGAUAGUAGUUGGGCUGAAGACCUCGUGGAGAAAGUACGAGUCAUACAAGCAGACACCUUAAGCUUAGUACAAGCCGGGUUUACAGCUGGAAGCACUACAUCGGAAUCAAGCUGUGAAGCUGUUAGACUUUGCUGUGACGUAUUGGUUGAAAGACUGACCCCUUUGAAGAAACAGCUGCAGGAACAAAAUGGUUCUGUUGAUUGGCCAAUGCUGAUUCUCCAGGCACAAACGCAAUCAGUAAACUUAGCAGCAAAUUCUUAUUAUGUACCAGAAUCCGGUUCCAUGAGUUAUUUGAACUUUGGCGCUGCUGUCAGUGAGGUGGAGAUUGAUAUUCUGACUGGAGAGACAGCCAUUUUGCAGUCGGAUAUUAUUUACGACUGUGGGCAGAGCUUGAAUCCUGCUGUUGAUUUGGGACAGAUUGAAGGGGCUUUCGUACAAGGAAUUGGAUUUUUCAUGCACGAAGAAUAUCUCACCAACGAAGACGGGCUAAUGGUCUCGAAUAGCACUUGGAAAUACAAGAUCCCAACAAUUGACACUAUACCUCGGAAUUUCAAUGUUCAUGUGCUAAACAGUGGACAUCAUGAAAAACGUGUUCUCUCGUCUAAAGCAUCUGGUGAACCGCCUCUGCUUCUGGCAGCUUCGGUCCACUGUGCAACAAGAGAAGCUGUUAAAGCAGCACGCGAACAGCUCAAACUUUGGGGCAAUCUGGACGGGUCUGUUUCAGAAUUCUAUCUGGACAUCCCCGCCAUAUUACCCGUUGUGAAGACACAGUGUGGCCUGGAUUAUGUAGAGAAAUAUUUGGAAAGUAUCUUGGCUCAGAAAUCUAACUAAAAGUACUUCAACAUGCAUCUCGAAUGAUGCUGAACUAUGUUGCUCUGACUCUCAAAAACUGUCGCCUCAGCCGUGUCGGUUCCUCAAAAACUGCAUUAUUUUAGGACGAUCCGACAUGCACUUGGGGGUACUUUUGAAAAGUCCGAGCAACAUAGAUACUGAAUACUUGUUUUUAUGUGAAUCUUCUUAAAGAAUUUGAUUAUUUUU
Solanum lycopersicum (tomato) is the source of this 4659-nucleotide messenger RNA. It is a transcript of the gene TAO3, whose product is annotated as aldehyde oxidase. The record is from RefSeq and is marked provisional. Gene Ontology annotation, molecular function: FAD binding; oxidoreductase activity; 2 iron, 2 sulfur cluster binding. NCBI's taxonomy places the organism in Eukaryota, Viridiplantae, Streptophyta, Magnoliopsida, Solanales, Solanaceae.